CGUCACGCACUCCUUCGGUCGAUUGGCCAGAUUGGCUGGUGCCGGAAAUCGGAAAUUUCGCAUUGUUAUGGCCCGAUGCGAUUCGUUUUCAAGGGUCAUUCAUCUCUUCGGAGGUUUCCUCCGUAAUACAGGAUUCCGAAGAAAUGGAGGGAACAAGGAAUCAACUCAAAAAUUCUAUUGAGCUCUUCUAACCUGGAGCUGUGUCUCACAGUCGGAGUCAGCGAGACCGCGGUUUGUCGAAAUAGUCCAGAAACUCCGACACUGGUCCGCGAGGGCCUCCUCAAAGACGUCAGGGGAAGCAGCUGCCGCAGCCGAGAUCGAGAAGCAGCGUCAGGAGCAGCUUCGGCGUAGAGAAGCGGAACUGAAGCAGCAGGGAGAGCAGAUGAAGCGAGAAAGAUUAUGGCUGCAGUAAACCGAUCUCAUGGAGGGAUAUCUUUUGGCUAUAAUAGUAGAAGAAUUACUUCGUUCUUGGCAAAAAUACAAUGAAAGAGGAAUACUUAUAGCUGAAUAAAGUACUAGAUGUAGUUCUUUCACAAGACGGACCUGAGGAAAGCACUCCACUCCACUUCCUCCUCUUAGACAAAACUUACUAGUAGCUUGGUCCUCGUGUAAGUUUCUAAUCAGAGAGCGCGCACGUAUACUUACUACUACUACCUUGGUCGUCUAAUCAGCGAGCGCGCACGUAUACUUACUACUACUGCCUUGGUCGUGUUUCUAAUCAGCGAGCGCGCACGUAUACUUACUACUACUACCUUGGUCGUGUUUCUAAUCAGAGAGCGCGCACGUAUACUUACUACUACUACCUUGGUCGUGUUUCUAAUCAGAGAGCGCGCGAAGUCGGAUUGGAUGCAGCGGGAGGAACAGCAGAGGAGAAUGAUGGAGGACACGCUGAGGGCACAAGAACGCAACAUGUCAUUGGCAAUGGAGCAGCAGAAGAGGCAGAUGGAGCAACAGAGACAGGAGAUGGAGCGAGACUUCGCCAGAAAGUUAGAACUGGAGAAACUGCGUAUGGAAAAAGAGGUACGCGAAAGACUGCGAAGGGAGCAGAAGGAAGCAGCAGAUAAUGUUGUUACGGCUCCAGUACGACCCUAAUCCAAAUCUAUCUUCUGACGCAUCUCGGAGCCAGUCCGCUAUGAGUUCAAAGAUGAAGUUGGGACAGGUGUACGUCUAAUAGCGUGGGAGCUGCUCCUCUAGCCCCCGCAAAGCGUGUCGGUGUGAAAGAAGUCGCGGCUGAUGACAGUGACCUGAUUGCGCGACUGGAGUUGACACCAGAGCAAGAAAAUCAUAAUGCGGCAGGGAGAAGAAACAGUUCUUCUGCAGCCAGAGGAUUUCAGUUGGCACCGAACAACGGAGGCUUUCCUCCUGCCACGCAGUAUAAUAGCUACUCACAAUCUAGAAGUUCAGGAAGCAGCGACAAAAUAAGUCCUCUAAAAGCUCCUGGAGUGAGUGGAGGAAGUAACACUACGUACUACUUAAGGCUCCCGCUAAUCCAUCUCUAUGUGGACCCCUGAAGCAUAUGCAACGGGAAAACCACGCGCAUACCCUACAGGGAUGGAUGAGGGGUCGCUCUAACCUGCAGCGGCAUUAAUCAUUUUGAAAACAGCACGACUACGCCAGUGAAGCAAACCAUAGCAGAUAAAGUUGCGCGAAGUACCCCGGGGGGUGGAGCCGCACUAGAGCUUGCGUCAGGGGUUAAAAUGUACGUCGGAGAGGAUAUUUUGCGCGACGACUUCGAUGUGCCGGUCGGCGUGAAGCGCGUGGACGCAGGCAAGAACUCGGUCGCGACCGCGCGCACCUCCACGUCCUCGUCGACCAUCAAUAGCACCGAGAGUCUCCCUGGUGCCCGUGCUGAGAACUUGCAGGCGAACUUGCUGCACGCUGACUUAACGCAGGCAGCGCGAAAAGCAGCUAAUCUUAGUAGUGGUGUAGCUGGAGACCAACAUGCCUCUGGGGAGCGUAGAGUGCAACUUGUGGAUUCUGGUUUGAUGUCGCCUAGUGGAGCUACAAGUUCUAGUGGGGCUCCCGUACCCGCGAGAAGUUCAGCACCGCCUUUUGUUGCCGCACCUGGAGUCUCUACAGGUAUGACGACUACAGGGACAGCACCACCCCUUUCAGGAGGCCAGCAGAAUCAGAAGAAUAGCGUUUUGCCUUUACUUUCCGUGACAAACCCGUUUCGCUUCGCGCCGUCUCUUCAGCAGCAUAUACAACAGGGCGGCGCAGCACCAGAUCCAAGACAGCAACAGCAUUUAGCACAGAUGCAUGGCGUUUCAUCCGGUACAACGUAUGCUGCCAACUAUUAAGGCCUCAAGAAAUUCUUCAUCUUAGCCAGGAUCGUGGAGUUCCGAGAGCCAUCACCUGACAAGUCCACAUCAAUGGCUCCAGCAUUUACUCUUCACAUGUUUUUGAAUUAUAGCAUUUAUCAAAUCUCUAUCUUUCACUGAUUACUUGUAGUUUAAGUUCUAAAACACCUACAAACUUCCGAAUGAGCAAGUGGACAGCGGCACAGGAGCGUCUAGCACAGGCGUGAAUUGGCAGUCGGGAAUGAUCGACUUUGACGCCCACGCGAGACAACGACGGAAGAGCGCAGGAAGUGCCCCGACGAACCCGUUUGCGAUGCCUCCAGGUGAGGUCGCUGUGGGGCCUGCAGAAGUAGAGAGAGUUGCAGUCGAUGGUCGUCGUCGUAAUAGCAGUAAAGAAGAAAAGCAAGGAGCCGGUGUAGGUGGAGGCCUUAAACAGGCUGAGGCUUCUAGAAGUAGUGUAGAGGCGAAGAGCAACGACGAAAGACCUGGGAAGCUUAGUGUUGUGGUAACCUCCAAAGAAAAAGCACCAGUGUCCACCAGCUCCAGCAAUGCAGGCGGGGAUCUGAAUCCAGGAAGUGCAGGCCUUGGAAACAGCGAAGAAAAUGGCUCCUCCUCUUCAAGCGCGGGACCAUCUUCGACUGCCCAUGCGCCAAAGGGUAAGGUGUAUGCCGGCAGUGCGCAGUCUCUUUUUCCGCAACCGAAGAAAAAGCGCGUGGGAACAUCGGGGUCGUCAGGAGCCGGCGGCACAGGCGCUCUCAAGGGGGUAAGACGUUGCCUAUCUGGGCCGUGUAAGUUUUUUCUUUUCUCUCUACUUUGUUCCCUGCGUGCCUCCGUGACAAGCGUCAGGACAUAGGUCUGGGGCCGUGGGUCGCCGGCGGUACAGCGCUGCCUAGCUGACAGUGACGGCGUGUCCCUUCUUAGCAGAAGGGGCGCGCCGCCGUCUGCGGGUCGGGUGCAUUGCUUGACUACCUCGCGUCGCAUAAAAAGGGGCCCCGCGAUGCGGAGGCCAUGGCGCCUUUCCGCUCAUUCCUGGCGCCGCGCACCCCCUCGGCCUCGCCUGGGGUGACAGACUCCCGCAGAACAGGGGGAGGAAGCUGCGCAGAGCGGGAGACCGGCGCCGGCCCAAGCAAUGCACGAAGCAAAACCCAGGGGCAGGAGAGCGGCCCACUGUCUAGUGUUGGCUCGGAAAAAGGGGGGCAAACUGCUCGGCCAGGCAGCGCGCUGGCAAACGCUUACCACCUGCGCCAGCUGACUUCAGGAGAAGCGUGCGGGGGGUUGUUCUUGUCGGGACAACAGGGCCCGGCGCGGGUGUAUGGCUUUGCGUGAUAGAUUCGCGGGCCGCUUGUGUGUUCGUUCGGCCGCGUCUGAUUAGAGAGAGAGGCGCCUGGCAUAAGUCUCCUCCAGAAGGGGCCGCGUCGCCACUCGGGGGCGCGUUGCUUGGUAGCCAUCUGCAGCGCUAGGCGCAGGCACACAACCGAGCGCGCGUGCUUCUGCCCAGACCGGCUGACGCCUGCCCUUCGGGGGAUGAUGGCCUGGCGGUCGGCUGGUCGAUCAUGGCGGCGGAGACGAAACGAAGAAACUUAAAUGUGGCGCACGCUGCCGCUACCUACCAGGGCAGAGCCUAGACAUUGACGGCGCUGCGCGACGACGACGCUCCUGGGGUGGAAAAAGUGCCCAGAUGAUGAACCCAAGCCACACCGCCGCCAGCUUUGAGGCGUAUGCACAAAAGGCGCACGCCGCGGAAGCUGCGCCAUUCUCGAGCCCACACCUGCGGCGUGUCAUCUGGUUGAUUUCGGAACGCGGCACAAACGUCGACCAGGCCGCUGCACUUGCAGCGGAUGAGGCGAGGGCUGGCUUGUGCUGUCGUUGCGUGGGUGGUUCGUCAUCAUGGUGCCAAACCAUGAGGGGCAGGCACUGGCGCGGCGUGCCUUUGCUUUCUGACUUGUUUCUUGACUUGUGUGCGACUGAACGGGGGGCAGGGUGGAUUUUUCUCAGCGUUAGGGGAGGCGGGGUGCAUAGGACCACCUUGGAGAAACUCCGCGCAGCUGGACACAAGGCGGCGGCGAUGAACUCGCUACGUUUAGAAGUGAAGGCAUUCGCGGGCCACAUGCGUGAAGUCGCUGCGCCGGGCUUCUCGGCUGCGGUGAGUGAGUACCAUCCAGAAACGACCACGGGCAAAGCAGCUGGGGAACCCCUUGCAGAUGCUCAGCUCUCGGAGAUAUUCGGCACUCAGCUUGAAGGGGUGACGGGUCUGCGCGUGGCCGGCGCUGGUGAAGGAUUGCAGUACGUUGCUCCUGAGGCUGAGGCAGCCGCUCAGAUUAGACAGGAAGCCGAGGAGCAGAAGCAUGACGCGAGAAGCCGAGGAGCAGAAGCAUGACGUGAGAAGCCGAGAAGCAGAGGCAUGACGUGAGGCCGGUCCGCUGCGGGAUGGCUCUAGCUAUGGUGGCGCCAGUCGUGCGCGUUGGAAUGAUUACAGGCGGGGCCGCAGCUGCUCUCAAGUAAGUGAGCACUGCCAGCAGCAGUAGUGACGUGGCCGCGCGCUGGCUUGUGACUGACGGCGUGAAGUGUUUGGCGAUACCUUCUCACACGGUGAAGGAAUACAAACCGGAAGACCGUGGCGCACGAACGGCUCGUGAACUUGCUGCGGGCAAAUCUCUCGCCAAAUUUCAACGCCCUCGCUUUCCCUAGUCGGAUGCCCCCGCCCACUUAUCGGAUUCCGAAGCUAUGGACGGGCGAACUAUAAUAGACCUCACCUAGAAAGUUAGGCGCCCGCAACUUAUGCAACAGCUCCCCCUUCAGUAUCCAGCUCGCCACCGCCUUCCCCUGGGGUGCAAGGCAUGUGGCUGCAAUUCAAACAGCCAGCACGCGCGUGGCACAUGGAAGCGCUUGAGCUUGAACGCAGGCAGGGGUCGGCCUUGUACCAUGGUACACGCCGGCGCCAGAACUGGCUCGGUGCGUGCGGAGUAUGUUGCGCUUUUCCCUUCCAGCGCAGCGGCCAGGUUCUAUUUGUUUCCAUCCAUCGGUCUGGGGCAUAUUCACUCGCAAAACUCUCAAAGCAAGCGCACAACUUGGGCGAGAGCACGCGCCCCGGCGCUCGCGCCACCCGUGCGCCACCUAGGUGCAUGCGGCGGGCUGGCUCUGGGUGGGGUGUUGGCGUAGAUGCUGCAGGCAUGUGCCUGGAAAGAGAACGCAACCCGCAGGCGGGGGCGGGGGUGUUGGUUCGGGGAGCGGGGGAAGGCCUUGGGCGGUGUGAGCGGCUUGCCCUUUUGGGUAUGCGCUUGCGCCUCUCUUGCGUUUUCGAUUGGGGACUUUGGGGGAGUACGAACAAACUGGACCGUGAUGUAUACUUGGUAGUUAUCAGUUGCUUAUGGCUUUCGGUUUUUUUUUAGGUCGAGUGCAGUACUUGUCACCCACUGCGUCCUAGUCCCUAGAAUUGUUUGAUUGCGCACUCACCGCCAGAUGUUUCGCAAUGGUAUCGAGGAGCAUGGUCCAGGAAAGGAGCCUGCAACCGGAGAAGAGCCACCGCCGGAGUCUCCUGGUAAUUCACGUUGGCUUGUUGUUUCUCUUUGAACGUCUGAGCAAAAGUGUUUGUAAUCUCACGACUGAACUCCAAGAUUUACAGAAGCCACUCCAACAUUGUAUUUUUUGGUGUUCCUUUGUAGUUUUUAGCAUUCUCGAAAAUAACGAAAUAUAUACAGAUGAAAUUCGGUAUCAGCAAGAACUUUUGCGAGCGACGGAAGCUAGCCUUGCUUCGAUGAGUUCUCUGGAGAGGUUUCGCCAUGAUGUCAAGCGUGUUGCAAUAUCACAAGCUGAAAAGAUAUGGCUCCUCCAUUGGUUUUGCGAAAACCUCCUCAGCUCGUAGUUGCACUAAGUGGGUGGGCCCGCCCAUAGUUGUACCACAACAUUAAUAAUGAGAAUCAAUCAAGAACCUUUAUCAGGACGCUGCAACAAGUACCAAUCGGGACAGUCACUCCCAUUAACACUUCUACCUGUACUUUUACUACCUAUUUUUUCCACAAGAAUCCUAAAUCAUGAAUCAACCAUCGUUUUCGUGACGAGCCCUUCUAAAAAUGCGGGAGCUUGUCAGAGCCAAGUAUCCAAAAGACAUGGAGCGUCUUGGCGCACUAGGCUUCGCGGAAGAACAGGCUGCUUGGGCGUUAAUGCAAACAGAGGAUCUGGAUGAAGCUGUAUCACUUAUCUGCGAUAGCAAAAGUUAAGGCUACCGCUGGAGCAUCCUCACAACAAUGUUUGUGUUGUCCCUGGCUCUUUUUCUCCUUCUUGAAAAUGGAGCCAUGGAUGCACUCAGGGAUGCGACCGCGGUAGCUCUAAAAAAGAUCUUCUUUCGACCUCUGAGUAUGACUGUCGGCAUCGUGGAGGUUCAGACACUGUACAACUUCAAUAUCUUCUAUACGGAGAUCACACCUCUCGUACGUUGCUGAAUAAAAGGCUUGUUCAAAGUAAUAUUCCUCUUAUUUACGACACAGCAGUAGAGUUAUCUAUCAUAGCUACUUACUUUUUUCAAAAUCGUCAAGGACUUCUAUUCGUACUUUAUACAGGCAAUCACUCGUAGUCCCGACAGUCGCAUCAUUGAGUCCGAAUAUGUUGUAUUACAGACAAGAGCUACUUCGUUCCUGAUGUAUAUUUUUACGUUUGGUGUCAUAGUCAUUAUGGCGUGUAUCUAGACGCGUCCUCCGUUGAGGUUCACCUAUGGUUUACAUUUUUUCAGUUUCUCUUAAAAGAUGAAUGAAAAAUUAACUUUCUUGAUCGGCACAACCAAGAAGACGACUGUAUAAUCGGCACAAUAAGACAGCAGUCGUCUUUGUAUACAGGAGAUUUGGAAGAAAAAACUACACGACGAGUCCAAAGUUCUAGGCCGUGCUGUAACUCAAAAUAAUUUUGCUAGCAGACGCAAACCGGUUCUGCAGACCUGCUUUUUUAUUCUGGUUCUACCUCUCAGAUUGCUGAUUCUGUUUGUUGGGAAAUUAGACAAGAACUCGACUAUUGUAUGAGAACAAUCGACUUUUGUAAUUUCAGAUAGAUUCUCAGAGAAGAAAUAGAAGUCGUGGGACCUGCUAGUGAAAAAGCAGGUGCAAUCCUCCUCAGAGAGUAGGUGCAAUCCUCCUCAGAGAGUAGGUGCAAUCCUCCUCAGAGAGAGUAGGUGCAGAGAGUAAGUGCAACCCUCCUCAG
This is a messenger RNA of Amoebophrya sp. A25, 7487 nucleotides long. The record is from the annotation of a GenBank genome assembly. Lineage: Eukaryota; Dinophyceae; Syndiniales; Amoebophryaceae.